AUGGGGUUAUUUAAGGUUGUCUUUUUUACCAAUGGCAAAUUUGUAAGAGAUGAAGGGGUAUCAUAUGAAGGGGGCGAUGUUUUUGCUAUAGCUGGUCAGGACCCAGAUUUCUGGUCAUAUUUUGAAGCAUGUGAUUUACUUAAGUCUUUGGAUGCUUCAUUUAUAAAGGAAGAUGUGAAAAUGUGGUGGAAGUCCGAACAUGGCUCACUUGAAAAUGAUCUAAAACCACUUGUUAAUGAUGAGGAUGCAACAUUGUUAGCUAUGUGUGCUGAGGAAACAAAGUCUGAUAUUGAGAUAUAUACUGAGCCAAAAGACAAUGUUAAUUCAGAAGAUAGUGAAGAUAGUGAAUCAAGUGAAGACUCUUUGGAUGGAAUACAUUUUGAAGAUAGUGAAGAGGAGAGGAUGAAUGAUAAUGAUGAAGAUGUAGGUGAAGAGAUCAACAAUUCUGGUGCAGGUGGAGUGGAAAAUGGUGCAGGUGGAGUAGAAGAUGGUGCAGGUGGAAUAGAAAAUGGUGCAGGUGGAGCAGAAAGUGGUGCAGGUGGUAUACAUACAGGAAUGAUGACAGCAGAGAUGGAAAGGGAACACAUAAUUGAUGAUGACUACUUAACAGAUGAGCUUGAUAGUGGGGCAGAUGAUGAUAGUGAUGGUGGUAGGCCUUCAAUGGUAAAGUUUAGGGAUGAUGAAAAACUUAGAAAGGAAUUUAAGUUCAAGGUUGGAAUGGAAUUUUCAUCUCUGAAGCAAUUUAAAAAGGCUGUACUGGAACACAAUGUGUUGAAUGGGAGGGAAGUUAAGUUUGCCAAGAAUGAUGGGGAAAGGUGCAGGGUUAUUUGUAAGGAUAAACAACAAUGUGGUUACACUGUUUUAUGCAGUAGAGUGUUGAGAACUGAAUCAUUCAGGAUUAAGACUUUAAUUCAGAAGCACAAAUGUGGAAGGAAGUUCUUCAACAAGAAUGCUAAUGCUGAUUGGGUGUCUAGAAUAAUUGUGGACAAGUUGAAGAACAAUUCAGGUAUGAAAUUGAAUGAGAUUGUUUCUGAUGUUAGAUUGAGGUUUGCCACAGAAAUUACUGGAUGUAGGGCUUUCAAAGCAAGGCAAAUAGCUAGAAGGGUUGUUGAAGGUGACUCAGCCAAGCAGUACACUAUGUUAUGGUCAUAUGGAGCUGAAUUGAGAAGAGCAUGUAUAGGUAAUACAUUUAAGUUGAACAUUUCUGGUUUGCCACCUAAGUUUGAAAGGUGCUACAUGUGCUUUGAUGGUACAAAGAGAGCAUUCAAGAAUGGUUGUAGACCUUUCAUAGGAUUGGAUGGUUGUCACUUAAAGAACAAAUAUGGUGGAAUAUUGUUGAUAGCUGUCAGUAGGGAUGCUAAUGAUCAGUAUCUUCCACUUGCCUUUGGUGUUGUGGAGACUGAGUGUAGAGACUCUUGGAGCUGGUUUAUGAGGUUGCUUCUUGAAGACAUAGGUUCUGAUAAUAGGUGUUGCUUCAUUUCUGAUCAGCAAAAGGGAUUGGUGAAUGUAUUUGAGGAAGACUAUCCUGAAUUUGAGCACAGGUUUUGCUUAAGACAUUUGUAUGCUAACUUCAAGAAGAAGUUUGGGGGUGGUACACUCUAUAGAGAUCUAAUAAUGGCUGCAGCAAAGGCAACCUAUUUUGAAGACCAUGAGGCUAAGAUGAAUCAAAUUAAAGAGGCAAAUCCAGAUGCCUAUGAAUGGAUGAAUGCUAUUCCCAAGAAUAAGUGGUGUAAGCAUGCCUUUCCCUUCUACUCUAAGUGUGAUGUUCUUAUGAACAACCUAAGUGAAUCUUUUAAUGCUACUAUUUUGAUGCAAAGGGAUAAACCUAUACUAACCAUGUUUGAAUGGAUUAGGAACUAUCUAAUGGGUAGGUUUGCCACUCUUAGGGAGAAGGUAGAGAAUUACAAAGGAGUGAUUAUGUCUAAGCCACUUAGAAGGUUAGAUAGGGAGAUAGAAAAAAGUGCUAGUUGGCUGCCCACUUAUGCAGGUAGAUUAACAUUUCAGGUUACUCAUGUAAUGUUCACAGAUAGUUUUGUUGUGGACUUGGCAAAACAUACAUGUUCUUGUAAUUUUUGGGACUUGGUAGGGAUCCCAUGUAGACAUGCUGUUGCAGCCAUUCAUAGGAAGGUAGAUAACCCCAUUAACUAUGUACACAAGUGUUAUCAUAAGUCUACCUAUGUAACAUGUUACAAUGAAGUUAUCAGUCCUAUUAAUGGCCAAAACAAAUGGCCAAAGACCACUGACCCUGAAAUCUUGCCACCUAGUUAUAAGAGAGGCCCUGGCAGACCAAAGAAAUUGAGAAGAAGAGAGGCUGAUGAAGAAAGUCAAACAAGGUGGCAAAGGACUAACACAAGUCAUAGGUGCAAGAUUUGCUUUGAAUAUGGACAUAACAAAAGGACUUGUAAGAAAAACAAACAGCUAGCAGUUAUUGUUGGUGAAGUACCAAGAGAUGUACCAAGAGAUGUAUCAAGAGAUGUACCAACAGAUGUACCAACAGGUGUUGCACCCACCCAAGGAAGCCAAACACCUAAUGUGGGAACUUCUGGAGUCAAAAAAAGGGCUUCUGUGCAAAUAGGAGGGAAAUCAAAGAAGUCAAAGUCUACUGCAAAUGUAGGAGGGAAUACUUGA
Molecule: messenger RNA, 2628 nt
Organism: Vicia villosa (hairy vetch)
Lineage: Eukaryota; Viridiplantae; Streptophyta; Magnoliopsida; Fabales; Fabaceae
Exons: 3
Coding region: 1-2628 (875 amino acids)
Molecular function (GO): zinc ion binding
Source: RefSeq, a predicted model, not a curated record